This is a messenger RNA of Trichophyton benhamiae CBS 112371, 1182 nucleotides long. RefSeq lists its product as uncharacterized. The coding region runs from base 1 to 1182 and encodes 393 amino acids. The record is from RefSeq and is a predicted model, not a curated record. Lineage: Eukaryota; Fungi; Ascomycota; Eurotiomycetes; Onygenales; Arthrodermataceae. The transcript has 9 exons.
AUGGAUCGCAUUGCUGCUAUUAUAAAAAAGGCAAAAUUGCUUAAUUUCCCUGAGGGUCAAGACUUUAACGGUGUUCUAUUUGAAUGGAACCACCCUGAGGAAGGUCAUGAGUAUAUUCAAAAUAUAUACCAGGAUGAAGAUGGUACUAUCAUGAUUAUCUGUUUUCUCGAGAAGCAAGCUCAGCUACUAUUGGAAUUUGAUUCCUUUGAAAUUGAUAUGUCUUAUAAACGUAUUAAAUCAAAGCAAUUUAAUGAGGUAGUGUUUGCAAAGUUCCUCCAGGCACACAAUAAAGUAUUUACUUUACUUCGUGUCUUUACUAAUAAAGAAUCUCCUCAUGGGUAUCAGUUGCUAUUCGAAAGAGUAUUUGCAACUAUAUCUAGGGUUCUUCAAAAGCCAGUUAACUUCUUCUACCUCCAUAGACGAGGCUUUAAAGCUAUUGUUAUGGAUAUGGAUGCAAAGCAAAUGACAGCAGGAUUUGACCCUAUUACUGAUAGCCAUAUUCUCGGCUCUGAUAUGGCUAGCCUUCUUGAUGCACCAUCAAGAAAUAGGUAUUUUGAAAUCUGUGCUACUCUCCGAGAAAGUAAUAAUCAGCAAGUCAGAGAUUGGGCGUCCCACAAGGCUCAAACUAUUAUUGCUUCCGGAUUGAAUCGAUUUUGUUCUCUUAUUAAUAAUCGGGUCUUCGAACAGAUAAGAACAAAUACAAAUGCUGCUGAGCAGAGCCAUUCCAAAUUAUAUUCAAUGGGUACUCGCCAAACACUCCUAAGUGCAGUCAAAAGUUCUCAGGUUCUUGAUCAACGAGAUGUUGACCAAUAUAAUGCAAUGGAUAAUUUUGGUCUUCACCAUAAUUAUAGAACUACAUCAAAGAGCACAAGUGUACAAACGAUGAUACGAAGGAAACAAAAUGAGGAAAAGAAGAAGAGACGUCAUCUAGCAGUAUCUAUUGAAGAUGAUACUAUAUUAUCUCAAGCUUCUUCCUCUGAGGAGACUCGAGAGCAAGGUCAAACUCAAGGCAGCCUAGGGAUAGCUACACAAAAUGCUCAGGCAACUAUUCAGCAACAGCAGCUUGAUUACCAGAGGCAACAAGCUGAGAUACGAAAGCAGAAUGCUGAAGCAGAGAAAAUAGAGCUUGAAAAUAAACGCCUUCUACUUGAGCUGACGAGGUUGGAGAGGGAUGUCGACUAG